AUGGGCUCUGAUCAAGAAUUUCAACUCAAUGAGUUAAAGCAUGGAGAAGCACGUAUACUUUUUGAAAGAACAGUGGGGGACAGGGUUAACGACCUUGAAUUUAAGAUCUUGGUGGAUAAAGUGGUCGAGAAUUGUGGAGGCUUGCCUCUUUUGAUUCUCUCGGUGGCUAAAAGGUUGAAGCGUGGAAAUUUGCCUGAAUGGAGGGAUGCUUCGACCAAUAAAGAAGGGUCUGAUGUAAAAUCAAUAGUAGAACUUAAUUACAAUGACCUAAAAGAUGAGAGGAUCAAAGCAUUGUUCUUGGUUCAUGCUCUAUUCUCUCGAGAACUUUGGCAAAGGGAUACCCUUAUCUACUACAUGGGUUUGGGUUUAUAUAAAAAAUUCAGCAAGACCAUCGAAGUCGCUAGAGAUAGGUUGAUUAUGGAUCAACGUCGCCUACUUGACUCUUCUUUGUUGCUAGGCAGUGGUAAGCAGGACUAUUUGAGCAUGCAUGACUUAUUUAUUGAUGUGGCCAUCUCUAUGCAUGACAAAAUUAUUGACACGGAAUGGAACGCCUUGGUCGAGAGAAAGGAUUUUGGGUUUAAAGGAUGGUCAAAGUAUGAUCUCAGAAAAUGCACUGCAAUGUCCUUCGAUUGUGUUGACAUUGAUGAACUUCCUGAAAAAUUGGACUGCCCAAACAUGAUGAUUUUUCUAUUACUUGAACACAACCGAUCUCUCAAAGUGCCCGAGUCAUUUUUCGAAUCUAUGGAGAAGCUCCAAGUCUUGGACUUGACUGGCUUAUCUUUUACGUCUCUACCUUUGUCGAUGGAGUUCCUGGAAAAUCUCACGUCACUAUGUCUUGAUCAAUGCCAUCUGGAGGAUGUGACUGCUCUUGGAAAGCUGAAAGGAUUACAAUUCCUAAGUAUUAUCGGAUCUACAAUUGCUCGGCUUCCCAAAGAAAUGGGUGAACUAACAAAAUUGAGAUUUUUGGACCUUACAUGGUGUUUAACGCUCAAAGUUAUUGAACCUGGCAUGCUUGAAAGCUUGGUUAAUUUAUAA
Molecule: messenger RNA, 1035 nt
Organism: Eucalyptus grandis
Lineage: Eukaryota; Viridiplantae; Streptophyta; Magnoliopsida; Myrtales; Myrtaceae
Product: disease resistance protein At4g27190-like
Exons: 1
Coding region: 1-1035 (344 amino acids)
Source: RefSeq, a predicted model, not a curated record